Molecule: messenger RNA, 396 nt
Organism: Populus euphratica (Euphrates poplar)
Lineage: Eukaryota; Viridiplantae; Streptophyta; Magnoliopsida; Malpighiales; Salicaceae
Product: putative dual specificity protein phosphatase DSP8
Exons: 2
Coding region: 1-396 (131 amino acids)
Source: RefSeq, a predicted model, not a curated record
AUGGAACUAACUGCUGGUCAAGACUACUAUCUUCUCAAGGUGAAAAAAACUAGUGUCCCUGGCUGUACGGUAACUCAAAAGGCUUUAGAUCUUCCGAAGAGAGGGGACGCGAAAAACGAAACAUCAUCCUUUGAUGAUGGAUCUGCUGUGUUGGUAACAGACUCUGAACUUGACGGAUAUGAUGCUAGCUGUGACUCGGGUUUAGUGGGUAAUGAUAUGUUGGCAGAGCAUGGCCUGGCUUGUAAGGUUCAGUUUGCUAGCCGGGCAGCUAUUUCCAGACUUUCAUGCUUGUGGCUUGGGUGCCACCCUGACCAGAAAUCUUCAAUGAAGAAACCAGGAAGCUCCAUCGGGGGUAAUCAGUUGAGUAGCAUAGCUGCAGACAUCCAGGUUUAUUGA